Messenger RNA from Oryza brachyantha (malo sina), 2176 nucleotides. RefSeq names its product protein MALE DISCOVERER 2-like. NCBI's taxonomy places the organism in Eukaryota, Viridiplantae, Streptophyta, Magnoliopsida, Poales, Poaceae. Gene Ontology annotation, molecular function: protein tyrosine kinase activity; ATP binding. The record is from RefSeq and is a predicted model, not a curated record. Gene Ontology annotation, biological process: protein phosphorylation. Bases 453 to 1934 code for a protein of 493 amino acids. The transcript is spliced from 9 exons.
CCAAAAUCUGCCACAUCUAUCUGCACACCAUACUGGUAUUUGACAUGCAGGGGUGCAGUACAGAGAGAAAGACAUAUUCCUUGUUGGCUCUCCUCCUCUCUGGAAGCUCAAGACUUUGUGUGCUCCUCUAGGCUACCUUCUCUUCUCUCUUUCCAACUGCAUACCGGCCAAGAGAAAAAUCGAGGACAAUGCCAAAGUGCAACUUACUACUCCUGUUAUUGUAGUGUGGAUUCCUCUCUUCACAGCAUUACAGCUUUGAGUGGAGAAACAGAACAGCGACAGAGAGAAGAUGCUUCUUUACUCAGUGAUACCUUUCUUUAGGUGCUAUGGAAUCACUUGUGCUUUUACAAUCCAAAAGAAGAUUUAAGCUUUCUGGCGUAUAGCCCCACCACCACACUUGACAGAAGAAACAAGAGGUUCGAGCUCUGCCAAAAAAAUCGACAUUGUGGCAAAUGGAGGCAUGGGCUAUUAGAGUGCUCUACUUCGUAUUGUUCUCCUUUGUUGUUUCUGCGAGAUUUGGGUCAUCUGCUCCCUACAGUGAAGAAGGGAGAACUCUUCUGAGACACAGAGAGAGAGAGAGAAUCAAACCGGCUGAUUCAUUGUCAAUCUGGGGAGAAAGAAAGGUGAUUGGCAGAGUGCUCACCUUAUUACUCAAAGAGAACAUGUUCUCCAGUGUAGCUGACAAUAGGGGAGGUUUUGGACCUUGCCGAAAAUGCUUAGCAAAAACUGUUCACAAUGCCAGACAACUUCUGCAAUCAAGGGAACUGAUUUCUAAUAAAACCCAAACACACUCCCAAAAGCAGUUGCCUCUCCCAGUUCAAUCACCGGCACCAAAACUGCAACCUCGUUGGCUUAUCUACGCAUUGCCCAUUGCUGGAGUCCUUUUCGUUGCAGCAGUAGCUACUGCCAUAUAUCUACUCUUCUCCCGUAGAAAGAAGGACAACACUGUCAUGCCAUGGUCCACAGGGUUGAGUGGACAGCUAAAGAAGGCAUUUGUAACAGGUGUGCCUUCUCUAGAGAGGACAGAGCUGGAGGCAGCAUGUGAGGGUUUCAUCAAUGUGAUCGGCACUUUACCUGAAUGCACAUUGUACAAGGGUACUCUGUCAAGUGGGGUUGAAAUAGCUGUUCUUUCCACUUCAGUUAACUCUGCGCAACUAUGGUCUGCUCAAUCUGAAGAGCAAUUCAGGAACAAGAUCUCGGUGUUGUCCAAAGUGAACCACAAGAACUUCAUGAACCUGCUUGGUUACUGCGCAUGCGAGGAGCCAUUCACCAGGAUGAUGGUGUUUGAGUAUGCUUCGUGUGGCUCCCUCUUUGAGCAUCUUCACAUCAGAGAAGCAGAACAUUUGGACUGGAAAACAAGGGUACGAAUCAUCACGGGAGUAGCCUACUGCUUGGAGCACAUGAUCCAGCUAGAUCCUCCUCCUCCUCUCCCAACAAGCCUGAGCUCCUCAUCCAUCUACCUCACCGAGGAUUACGCAGCCAAGAUCGCCGACAUCGAAUUCUGGAAGGAUGGCAGCAAGCAGGAUGCAGCAGCAGCAUCGCGAGAGAUUAGUCAAGAAAGCGUGAUCGUGUACAAGUUCGGGAUACUGGUGCUGGAGGUGAUCUCCGGGCGGCGGCCGAUCUCGGAAGACGACCGGCUGCUGGUGCUGUGGGCGUCGAGCUACCUGGACGGCAAGAGGCCGCUCAGCGCAAUGGCUGACAGGACGCUGGUGAGGUCGUCGUCCGCGGCGCCGGAGGAAGACGUAGCGGCGCUGUGCGAGGUGGUGCGGCGGUGCGUGAGGCCGGAGGCGGGGAAGAGAGCGAUAAGCAUGGGCGAGGUGGCGAGGAUGGUGAGAGGAGUGGGCGGGUUGUCGGCGGAGCAGGCCGCCCCGCGGGAGAAUCCCCUGUGGUGGGCCCAGCUCGAGAUCGCCUCGGCCUCCUCCGAAACCGCUUGAAAUUCCUCAAAUCCUAUGAAAUUUCAGUGUUUUCUUUUGUCUUCUUUCUUGUAUCAUGGUAGGCAUUCAGUCAUAGCAUGCAACAAGUUUUCGUCUUUUCUUUUUCUCUCUGCAGAGAUGAAUGUGCAGGUUUGUAAAGGUGAAAAAAGAAAAUAAAUUAUCAUAAAAUUCAUAAAACUACGUAUACAUUAACCAAAUUAUCAUAAAACUAGGUUAUAUAGCGAAACUAUUAAAGAUAUUCA